Messenger RNA from Uloborus diversus, 959 nucleotides. RefSeq names its product histidine-rich protein PFHRP-II-like. NCBI's taxonomy places the organism in Eukaryota, Metazoa, Arthropoda, Arachnida, Araneae, Uloboridae. Bases 1 to 789 code for a protein of 262 amino acids. The transcript has 5 exons. The record is from RefSeq and is a predicted model, not a curated record.
AUGCUAUCGGCAGUCAUCCUUGCCGUUGUGUUCCUGUGCGUAGUUGCAGAGGAGGAGCCCCUGCAGGAGUCUGAGAGUGCGCCCUACUCCUACUACCCUGCGCCCCUGCAUCAUCACGCUGCCAGUAGUCAUGGCAGUUCUGCUCAAGGCCAUGAAAGCCAUGGGCAUGGCCACCACGCUGAUCAUGCCCUUGAAGACAAGGCUGGAUAUGGAAAGCAUGGAUCUCACCUGAGUACCUCUUACGGAGAUCGUGGGGCACAUGGGGCUCACGGAGGGCACACUGAUCACUACUCUAAGCAUGGUGGUUACGUAAAAAACAGCGGCCAUGGAUACGAGAAGGCCUAUUCAUACGACAAGCAAGUGCAUCUCCAUGACGUCAAUGCCCAUAAAGCUGCUCAUCACGAUAGCCACGCUCAUCAUGAUAAUCACGCCCACAAGGAUGCAGGCCAUUACGACCAACACGGACACAAAGUCUACGGAUCACAUAACAAACACGGUGGCUACGACUACGGAAACUCCGGUCACCACAAGUCUGAUUAUGGUCAUCAUGCUGCUGACCAUCAUGCUAGUUUGCCCAAACCCAUCUAUGGUGCUGGCCACUACGGAGCAGGUCACUACGGCAGCAGCUAUUUGCCAAAGAUUCCCGCAUACUCCGCCCCAAAACACGUCAUCCAGCCUGUGUAUCAUACACCAAAAGUUCCCUUAGUGCCAGUGUACCAGCCAAAAGUUGCCAUUCCAAUCUACGGGCAAAAGCCAGCAGUGCCCGGAUAUUAUUCCUACCACCAUUGAGACUGAAAGGCCAUAUGAAUCUGGAAAAUGAGAGUUUGGACGACCGUAUCCUUCAAGUACAAGUACCUUUUCUGUCCAACCUGUUGGAUAAUGGAAUGAAUCCAGGGUGUCUAAACGGGCGAGGGUCGACCAAAUGAGGGAGCGGGGAUGGCUACGUACCAAAAGGGAAA